Molecule: messenger RNA, 1465 nt
Organism: Phoenix dactylifera (date palm)
Lineage: Eukaryota; Viridiplantae; Streptophyta; Magnoliopsida; Arecales; Arecaceae
Source: RefSeq, a predicted model, not a curated record
UUGAAACCAAGGUUGAUCUCAUGUCUUGAUUAGUAGAGCUAGAUUCCUUUGCUAUCCUAUCCUACAAACUCAAAUUGGUUCUCCGAUUCUCUCAGGUUUCCUUGUUGCUGGCAUCUGAGUAUCCUUAAAUCAUUUUCUUGGCUCAAAGUCAUUUGUCUGCCAUGGCACUAAAUGGAGGAGGAACGCUCAUUGCUUCCUACACAAGGAAAAGCUUUGACAAGCCUCAGAAGCCCCGGAGGAUCUCGAUGGAGGGGCUUCAGAGGGCGAUCUCUGACCUCUCCUUUGAGCUAAGCAAAGAGGGAAUAGACACCAAGCUUCCACCCAUCUCUGAAGUGGAAGAUGCCAAGUGCGAGUGCUGCGGCAUGUCCGAGGAGUGCACUCCUGAGUACAUCCGCCGUGUCCGAGAGAAGUUCUCCGGCAAGUGGAUAUGUGGGCUGUGCUCGGAGGCCGUGAAGGAGGAGGUGGAAAAGAAUGGGGGGAGGCUAGAUGAAGCUCUCAACACCCACAUGAGUGUGUGUGUGAGGUUCAACAGAAUUGGAAGGACGCAUCCCGUUCUCUUCCAGGCCGAGGCGAUGAGGGAAAUCCUGAGGAAAUCGAGGUUGGAUGGAACAGGGGCCACGGCCAAGUCUAGGAGCCCUACGGAAAGGGGGAGCGUGAAGAGGGGCGGCAUCACAAGGAGCUCGAGCUGCAUUCCGGCUAUAACAAAGUAGAUCAACGAGCGAGCAAUCACUAAUUAAACUCCUGGCCUGUUUGCCCUUUGUUUCCUUUGGGAUCAAGUGGUUAAUUAGAGAGGGGGGAGGGAGUAGAGUUCAUGCUGGGUGCAUGGACUCCGUAAGUGUUUUUCUGCUUCAUCCAUCUUUCUCAUAGAACAUAUAGAUGGCUUAUCUUUUUGGGUCAUUAGGGUUUUGGUUUGGUGGGCAGCGCAUGUGUUCAUACCCAAGGGUUUUUUUGUUGGGGGAGGCAUAUACUUCUCCCUUUGGAACAUUUAAUUGUGUUGUGGGAGAUUUCUCCGUCAUUGCAACCCUUAAUCCAUUCUACGUAUAUCGUCCUUCAGAUGCGGCCUUGGGCUGUAGCCUCUCUCAUUGUAUAUUUCUCUCCAUGGGUGCUGCUCUUGUGCAUGGGGAACUUUCUUCCACCCGUCUUUCCCAGGAGAAAUUAUUAGAUGGUCUGGGUUCAGGAGACCAGUCCAAAUCCUGAGGCAUGUGUGUGGUGGAGGAAAGGAUGAAAUCUCACCUUUGUUUUGAUCUCGUAUAGUUUAAAUACAAGGGAAAGUAAUAUGGCCAGUGACUUUUAGGAACGGUCAGCGUUCCUCCAUGUCAUUGCCUCAUGCAGUAAAAAGUUUAGUACGUGCGUGACUGCAGGAAGGCUUAUUUCAUGGCUUGGGGAAAUGGGAGGUGGCUUUGUAGUAUGUGAAGCUUUUUUUUUUUUUUGCUCAAAAAAAAAAGUAAAUGCAGUUUUUGUUGCA